Phanerochaete carnosa HHB-10118-sp is the source of this 3914-nucleotide messenger RNA. RefSeq lists its product as uncharacterized. Gene Ontology annotation, biological process: protein catabolic process in the vacuole; cellular response to glucose starvation. Lineage: Eukaryota; Fungi; Basidiomycota; Agaricomycetes; Polyporales; Phanerochaetaceae. The transcript is spliced from 3 exons. The coding region runs from base 363 to 3308 and encodes 981 amino acids. The record is from RefSeq and is a predicted model, not a curated record.
ACCGGAUUUGGAUCCAUCUCCUCGUCUUUCCACCCCUCGACAUCGCUCUCGUCUUCACCCUGUCCAUCCAUGUCGCUCUCGACGCACCUCUAGUCGUCGUCAACAACGCACUAAACGCUUGCUCCGAGCUUGUAGCGCUUUGACGCCUGCCAGGGUCUCACUGUCACAGCCUGGAGUUUCCCGUCCCCGUCUAGGCUUUGCCUGCUUUCGGUCACCGCACGUCCAGGAGCAUCACCGCCUGACCUUCCCUCCUGCCGCCUCUUCUUCACCUCACUUUUUUGCUCCUCUUAAACACCCCAGAUAUUUGCCCGCGGGGCGUCUCCACACAUUUGUUGCCCUCUCUGCUCUCGCUGGUCGCCUCCAUGAUGCCUGUACCAGCAACCCUCAACAGCUAUCUUCCUGUGCUACUAAAUUCCGUCACGAACCACCCCCUCCCCGACGACUCAUCUUACUCAAUACAGGCCGAAGGUCAAGUCGAUUACCUCUCGCACGAAUGGCGCGAAGAAGACGUCUGGCGGUCAUGGCGCAGCAUGACCCGUCAGAAGAACGCCAUCGCCAACGGCAUGCGUCUGGAGAACGCAAGUUGGCGGACAUGGUGGAAGCAGAGGAAUAAGCUGAAGACAAUCAGUCCAGAGACACUCAACUGGUUGAAAGACUCGGACGUAACUUGGCUCUAUGGUCCUCUGCACAUCGGCUCGGACUGGAGCAAGCCCCCUCAUCAAGAGCCACCGCCAUCACCGAAUGCCCACAGGCAGAACAGCCUCGAUUGCGUCGGCCAAUCAAGAGCUGCGACGCCGUCAGGCAAGAAGCCCAUUCUCAAACGCCGUAGCAUAAGUCAACUUCUCUCACUACCGCAAAGUCCAUUCUUCAGUCAAGAUGGUGGCGAAGACACCGACGAGGAAGAUGGGCACCACGGUAGUGAUGACGAGGAGACGUCGCGGCCACCGCUGUUGCACACCAAGAGUGACACGCAUAUAAGCUGGCGGUCUCGCCCCUUCCGCAAGAAUUCGCCACCUCGCAUCAUUGCUCCAGACCAUUCUCCAACAGACAGCUACUUCCCGAACGCUUCUGGCACUAACUCGAGCGACACUUCUAACACCACAGGAAGCUCUCAAGAUCUGAGCGUAGCGUCUACCUCCGGUGCGGAGGGGUCCGGGCAUGGGAAGAAGAAGCAUAUUAGUUUCAAUACCUUUGUCGAGCAGUACAUAGCCAUCGAGAAGCCCGACAAGCGGAAAGGGGAGCACUUUUACACGGACCCUGUGUACGACGACGGAUACGACGAGGAAUCUGAAAGGGGCGAGGAGGAGGAAUCGGAUGAUUCCACCCCGUUCUUCAUGGAGGAGGCCUCGGCUCUGAUGUCGGAUUCCGAAGACGAAGACGAAGACGACGUCCUCGAGAUGCGCUCAAGUCGCUCUCGUUCAUCGUCCUCGUCGUCAAGAUCAAUACCGUCAGCUAUGCGCACAACAAGUCCGCCUUCGGCAGGAUCUUCCCACCGCCCGCCUCUCGUACGACAAUCGUCAACAGACCGGGACCGCAUGACUAUUGCGCCUAUCGCUCCUGCCAUGUUGAAGUCCACCGGCGUGGGUAACCAAACCGUCGCGAUUGGCGAAGAUAGGCUCAUGCCCCAGAAGGAGGUUGAACUCGUUUACGUGCCGCCAUCAAACAGCAUAUACAGUCACCCCGGCACACCGAAUAUGGCCGCCGAGGACGUGUUUCACCAUCGCGAGUCAUACUUCAGUGUUGGCACGGAUCGGUCUCCUAUCCAGUCUCGAUCCGCCGAUUCCUCCCCCAUUACGGUCUCAUUCAGUCUCCCGCACUCGAGCCGUCAGUCGUCCCAGAGCAAUCUACAGCAAUUCUUCGUGCACCAACAGCCUGUGUAUGAAUCACCCAUGCACGCAGACGAUAUCCGCGAAGAGGAUGCGUACGAUUACUUUGGUGGGUCCGACUUCGGCGAGGAGUACAUCAUACGUCGGUCGCAGGGGUCCGGGAUGAGACAUAAUUCGUCGGAUAUGCGCACCGACGACCCCGGAGGACAGGGCCAGACCAGGUACACUCAGAGUGGUGUCACCAGCACCUCUGCCGGGCGGAUCAACGACCGCUGGUCGUCUCCGAUAUCUGCAAGCCCUAGGAUUGUGGUCAACGAGGUCGCUGGUGCUGAAGAGGAACGGGAAGAGCUGACAACCAGCAGCGAUUCUCCACGGGAAACGACUCGGGAGCUACUCAUCCCACGGAAAUCGGAUACACGGAUAGAAGACGAUAUCCCACUGGCCGUGUCAUACAUCGACCAGGGCUCUGCCGUACCCGUCCCCGUACCAAAGAUUGCCACACAGUCAACGUCGAACGCGUCUCCCGAACGAGGUUUCCUCUCACCAUCAGAGGCCUCCGUCCCUACUCGUGGCCGCUCGCCAGGGUGCUCGCCUGUGAGCGGCUCGACGACGACCGGUUCAUACUCGUACUCAAGCGAUUCCAGGUCUGAGUCCCGCGGCCGGUCGUCGACCCGGAACUCGUCGUACUCGGACCGGGAGCGGUCGUCGAGCAAGGGCACGCAUUCGCCCAUCGGCAGCAUCUCGCCGACAGGCUCGGCGGUUGGUGUCGGUGUGGGAUAUGCAGCGGGUAGGGGCAGAGAUAGCAAGACGAGCGCGCGGAUGUACCGCCGGGACGAGGAAAGGGGCCGAGACCGGACUGGAAGGAAGAUAGGCGACAGUCUCAGUCCGCCCAGCAUCAUCAGUUCGCCCUCGAGAAGUAUCAGCGACGAUUUCCCGCCGUACUCGCCCCUCCUGGAGAAGAGCGACAUCUCCGCUUCUACCGGCUCAGUCAGUGGUUCUUCAGUGUCUGGAUCGUCGACGGCUAGCGUUGCAACCGAAGCUACGAUCGCUCCGCCUAAAGCCGGCGGCCAAGAAUCAGAACCUCAGGGCCAUCGCGGCAAGUUCAACUCAUACAAGCCUUCGCAUAUUCCGAUACCAUCGCCGAUACCCGAGGAGGAAGAGACGAGAUCUCGCCAGCCCACGCCUGCCAACUCGCCUGUUCGUGCCUUCUCGUCCUCCGCACAUACAUCCUCGCCAACACCCGGUUCUCCCCUCACGGCCACCCCGUCGCCCAAGUCCCGCCCGUCCGCGCCAGUGACAUCUCCGUCGGAAGCACAAGCAACACCUAGCUCGCCUACGCUCCCCGUCUCCCAAUCGCGUAUUCGCAGUCCAGAACGCGAUAAACGCGGGGACGGCCAGGAGCAUGGCACGCUGGUGGGACGCGCGGCCGAGAUUGUGUCAUCAGCGCGGGGGCUGCUGGGUGCGAUAUGGAACGCCGUAUGAUCGUGUGUUCGCCCGCUGUAUCGCCAGUGCCUCUCCCUAUCUCAUCCUCAUUCAUCCUCGUUUCGCUCACUGUACAUCAGUCCCCCAGAGGGUUCCCGACGUGAUUGUCAUUGCAAGCUCAUGCGCAAACUAGGGUUUCUACUGCAUCGCAACUCCGUCCGUCCGUCCGUCCCCCAGCUUGGAGAUCUCUCCACGUUUACUUUAUUCGUCAUGCAUCGUCUCCGUGUUGUUUAUUGUGUCACCCACUCGUCCCCCUCCGCAUUCCCCCUCCACAUCCACACGUCGCUUCGCUUUCCUCGGUGCUCCCUGAUUUAUUUCCUUGUAGUCGUAUACUUACCAUCUUGGCCUUAAUGCGGUAGUACAUAGUAUCCUCUUGGGUUUGAUGUCUCCUUCUCGCAAUGAGGUUUUCUCCUCUCACGGUACUUGAGCCUUAAUAUGCCGCCCCUCGGACGAAGGGUAUAACUUACGGAUUUGGACCUUACGCAGCAACGUACGAGCUUCUUCAUUCCUUCGCAUGUAGCUCUCUAGCACAGCAGUCCGUAGAUGUACAUACUGUACAAUGUAUCUGUCAUGAACUGAGCUGAACUGCACGGACGGAGGAACCUC